CACGUGGUACAGUAAAACAUCCGGUUUCCAGAAAAUGGAAAUAAAACUGCAGCAAUGCUUUGACGCACGGAGUCUUGCCAAACUGUAAAUUACGCUUUCUUACGUUGUUUCCAUGUUGUGGAGGUCUCGAGCUACGUCGCGCCUCGCAGCCGCUGUUUGGUCUCGCGGACGGUGACGCUGUUUGCCUCUCGAGAGAUGGAGGCUGUUAGCCUUGUCUCGUGCAGGGAGGACAUUUCUACGCUGUUUCCUGAGCAAACGCCGUGUGCUAAGUAUAAAGAUUUAAGCGUCCAGUUUUCCUCCGUGAGACAAGUGCGCGGGGAUGGAAACUGCUUCUACAGAGCCCUCUGCUUCGCACACAUCGAGUCAAUCCUACACAAUGCCAGAGCUUUGCAGAGAUUUAAGGAGACAAUUAUUCAAACCUGCAAAGACUUUUCUUCUGCGGGAUUUGAUGAGAGUUCCUUCAAGCACCAUCUGAACACAGUUGUAAAUGUGUUGGAGCAAUGCCAGGCUGAUGAGCAGGAAGACCGACUGCUCCAGCUCUUCAAUGAGCAGAUGACCUCUGAUGGUGUGGUGCAGUACCUGAGGCUGCUCACAUCGGCGCACCUGCAAAAUCAUGCCGACUUCUUCUGCAACUUUGUAGAGGCGCCUAAUCUGCAAGUCUACUGUCAUCAAGAAGUGGAGGCCAUGGCGAUGGAGUGUGAUCAUGUGGACAUCUUAGCUCUGUCACAGGCCCUGGAUAUUUGCAUCCACAUCGUCUCCAUGGAGGGUGAUGAACAGCAGCUGGCUCACCACGUCAUUCCAGAGGGUGCCGAACCUUCCCUGCACCUCCUCUACCAAACGUCACAUUACAACAUUCUCUACCCGCGACCCCAACACUGACCAGGGGUCCAGCAGGACUCAGCUCAUCUCAGGAAUAUAUCGACUUUGGUUCAAUAAAAUCUCACCUGGGCUUUAAGACACUUAUGAAAACAGAUUUUUAUAAAGUCUUGCAGUGUACAGUGAUUCAGCAUCAGGAGAUAAAACUUUUGCACAUUGUGCAGUAAGUAUCUCAAUGAAUUGCAAGGAAUUUAUGUAAAACAAAUGACAUAAAUCAACAAUUACAGAAAUCCUGUUUAAGAUGGCCCUUUUUUUAAACAUUUCCACCGAAAUGUCACUGCUGCUGUUUUUUCUUCUGUUUUUUCUGCCUUGGUGGAAGACAUUUCUUGAGAUUCUGUUUCUUCACCUGUACUGAAACCCUAGUCAGGGCGCUUUCCAUCCCUGCUAGGGGCAUGUGAGGCAGGGAGAGCUUUCCCAUUUGAGUGGGGUACUUUGUCUUUAUCUUGUUCUUGAACACAGGCUGGGAGAUCAAAUGCUUCAAAUGCUUUUUCAUCCCCUUCACCAUCUUCUGCUGCUCUCUGUCAUCUUCCUCAUCCAUUGCCCGGCCUGUUGACAUAAUUAAUGGUAUAUUCGGUUGUCUGUAUUUGAACAUUUUUGAAUAAAUUGAACAUGUUA
Chelmon rostratus (copperband butterflyfish) is the source of this 1491-nucleotide messenger RNA. RefSeq names its product ubiquitin thioesterase OTUB2-like. Gene Ontology annotation, biological process: negative regulation of double-strand break repair; protein K48-linked deubiquitination. The transcript is spliced from 5 exons. The record is from RefSeq and is a predicted model, not a curated record. The coding region runs from base 196 to 879 and encodes 227 amino acids. Gene Ontology annotation, molecular function: cysteine-type deubiquitinase activity; ubiquitin binding. Lineage: Eukaryota; Metazoa; Chordata; Actinopteri; Chaetodontiformes; Chaetodontidae. Gene Ontology annotation, cellular component: nucleus.